AUGAAAGCUUAUGGUAUUUUUAUAGGUACUGGUGACGAAUUACUGAGGUUAAGAAAUCUGGAAUCCCUUGGUUUGAAUGGUAAUCGCUUCAAUGACAGUGCCUUAUCAUCCCUCAAGGGUCUUUCAUCUCUCAAAUCCCUGGAUAUAGCGUACAACAAACUUGAAGGAUCAUUCAAUGUGACUGAGCUGGAUGCUUUGAUCAACUUAGAGAGACUGGAUCUAGAGGGAAACGAGAUUGACAAAUUUGUGUUAUCCAAAGAUACUAGAGGUUUUGGAAAUGUAAGCUUCAUUUCAUUAUCUCAGAGCACCUCAAAUGGAAGAGCUCUACCAUUUACAUUGCUGCAAUCGUUGACGAAAUUCCCAAACCUCAGGACCCUUUAUUUGGAUGAGAAUAAUCUUGAAGGAAGUUUCGGAACAACAUUAGAUAAAGACUUGGCUUCUCUCAAGAAUUUAGAAGAGUUGGAUUUGAGUUUCUCCACUGUCGAUAAUAGCUUUCUGCAAAUAGUAAGGAAGAUUACUACUCUAAAGAGUUUACGCUUGAAUGGCUGUCGACUCAAUGGCUCCAUCCCUAAAGCCCAAGAAUUCGCAGGCCUAUCUCAGUUAAAGCAUCUCCAAAAUCUAGAAAUGAGUGGGAAUGAUCUCAGUGGUGCUUUGCCUUGGUGUUUGGCAAAUUUGACAUCCCUUCAACAAUUACAUAUGUCUUCCAAUAACUUUGUUGGAGACAUUUCCUUCUCUCCUCUUACAAGUCUCACAUCCAUCCGAGAGUUAUCACUUUCAGACAACCACUUUCAGAUCCCCGUCUCAUUGAGCUCAUUUCUCAACCAUUCACAACUCAAGUAUUUCGAUGGUAGCAAUAACGAAAUAUAUGUUGAAGAAUUAGAGGAGCAUAAUUUGGCCCCAAAGUUCCAGUUAGAGAACAACACAAACCUAAAUGAACUCCAUUUGGUCAACAAUUCUCUUUCAGGGACUUUUCAAUUGCCAAUUCAUCCUCAUCAGAAUUUGAAUGAAUUAGAUAUUUCUAACAAUAACUUCGAAAGCCACAUUCCUAGAGAAAUAGCAUCAUAUUUUCCAAGUUUAAUACUUUUAUCCAUGUCUGACAACCACUUCAGUGGUCACGUUCCCUCUUCAUUUGACUUUCUGUUGUAUCUUCGAGUUUUGGACCUCUCAAAUAACAACAUCUCUGGAACCUUACCAUCUUUCUUAAAUUCUUCAGACCUCCUGCAUGUUUAUCUGUCACGAAAUAUGCUACAAGGAUCCCUAGAACAUGCAUUUCAGAAAUCCUUUGAUCUAAUAACGUUGGAUCUUAGCCAUAAUCAUUUGACUGGUAGCAUUCCAAAAUGGAUUGGUGAGUCUUCCCAACUCAGCUUUCUUCUCUUGGGUUAUAAUAAUCUUCAUGGCAGUAUACCCACGCAAUUGUGCAAGUUGAACAAAUUAAGCUUCAUUGAUCUUUCUCAUAAUAAUUUUUCUGGUCAUAUUCUACCUUUCCUAAGAUUUAAAAGCAUUAUUCGGUUCAUCCUCCGCGGAGGAUAUCCUUCUGAGUUUAAUCUUCGAAAACCAUUGGUUAUUGCAACAAAGAGUCUGUCCUAUCCUUAUCCGCCAAGUAUUUUGUACUACAUGACCGGAAUGGAUCUCUCCUGCAACAGUUUGUCAGGUGCGAUUCCUCCUGAAAUUGGGAAUCUCAACCACAUUCGUGUAUUGAACCUGUCCAACAAUCAUUUAAUAGGCCCAAUCCCACAAACUCUUUCAAAUUUGAGUGAAGUUGAGAGCUUGGACCUUUCCAAUAACAGCUUGAAUGGGGAAAUCCCUCCUCAACUUGUACAAUUGCAUUUUCUUGCCUAUUUUAUUGUAGCCAACAAUAACCUGUCUGGUAAGACUCCUGAUAUGGUUGCACAAUUCUCAACAUUCAAUAAGAGCAGCUACGAGGGAAAUCCCUUACUUUGUGGACCACCACUGCUUAACAGUUGCACCAAAGAAGUACCACCACCACCACCUGGGCCUUCUACUGAUGAGAAAGAAGAGAGUAGCGUCAUCAUUGAUGCACAAGUUUUCUGUGUGAGCUUUGUUGUGACGUACAUCAUGGUGCUGUUGGGAAUAGCUGCAGUUUUGUACAUAAACCCAGACUGGCGGCGAGCAUGGUUUUAUUUCAUUGAGAAGAGCAUCAACACUUGCUACUACUUUGUUGCGGACAAUCUUCUUAAGCCAUUCAGAAUCAGAGAAUGGAAGCCUUUGGUAUAAAUAAAUCUCAACUUUGCAUUGUUUCUACAUUUCAAAGGGAAGAUUUAGAUGGUCAAUCUUAUCUCAUCUCAGUAGUAUAAAUAAUGUCUGAAAAGCUGUGUUUUUUAGAGCAAUGUAAUGAAGAAAAUCAUUUCUUCACAAUUUUGCUUUCAGCAUUCAGCAAGUUCUUUCUCAUAUAUCUUCCUUCAAAUCGUAAGAACGAGUAAUGGAUAUACCUAAGACAAACCCAAGGCAUGCAACUCAGUGUAGUUUAUUUGUAGGAGUAUCUGUUGAAUAAGGCAGAAAAUGGUAAAGUUUUCAUUUACCCCGUGUUAACUGGAGAUGUCAACUGGAACAGAGAAGCUCUGGAAUUUAUUUUGUGUGAAUGCUCUGGAAUUGUUAGUUGGACUGAAGCUUUGAAACGAUUCGUAUGUACUUCAAAUUAGGUAGACUAAAGUUUUUUUUGUUAAA
Messenger RNA from Populus nigra (black poplar), 2685 nucleotides. RefSeq names its product cuscuta receptor 1-like. Gene Ontology annotation, molecular function: protein binding. Bases 1 to 2235 code for a protein of 744 amino acids. NCBI's taxonomy places the organism in Eukaryota, Viridiplantae, Streptophyta, Magnoliopsida, Malpighiales, Salicaceae. The transcript has 5 exons. The record is from RefSeq and is a predicted model, not a curated record.